Molecule: messenger RNA, 1992 nt
Organism: Naegleria gruberi
Lineage: Eukaryota; Heterolobosea; Eutetramitea; Acrasida; Naegleriidae
Product: guanine nucleotide binding protein alpha subunit
Exons: 1
Coding region: 1-1974 (657 amino acids)
Biological process (GO): adenylate cyclase-modulating G protein-coupled receptor signaling pathway
Cellular component (GO): heterotrimeric G-protein complex
Molecular function (GO): guanyl nucleotide binding; G protein-coupled receptor binding; GTPase activity
Source: RefSeq, a predicted model, not a curated record
AUGGAAAGUCUACUUUCAUUCUUCUUUCCAUCCAUAACAAGUGUUAUCAGGGAAAGUAAUGAACAUGAACGAAUGAAGAAGGAAAUGAUGAAUAGAUAUUUAAAAAAGAAGAAAGCCUUUGGAGAUGUUCCACCUGGUCAACAGCAGCAACACAAAUUAGAACCAAACAUGAUGAUUCCAAUGGCCAAUCAAGCCACAGCUACUGUAACCACACAGGAAAACAAUGGACAUGAAUCUGAUUCUGAAACAACAGCUACACAACAAUUGUACAAAAAGUUAAAGUCAACCAUUGGACAAAAUCAAAUCAUUCCACUUUCUACAGUUCCAUUCGAUAAACCAAUACCCUUGUACAUGAGUGGAGAUGAAGUUGUUAACAGCAAUGAGACAACAACUGCAUCAUCAUCUCUCACAAGUCCAUCUCCAUCAGUAACAAGUAAUUUGUCAACCACAACAACCACUCCAAUGAUGAUGAGUAAUUUAUCCACCACCACCCCCACCACAACUCCUUCAACAUUGUCAACAGCAGUGAAUCAUCACCAACAAUCCUCUAGUUCAACAACAACAACAAUAGAUAUCCAUGACGUAUCUCCUGCCAAUACCAACAAUCAACUUUAUCAUCUCUCGAAUCAUAUAUCCAAGAAUAUGAAUGUUACAACCAAUGGCCAUUUUAGUUCCAAUGCUCCAUCCCAUAGAAAGGAAAUGAAUAAGGCAACGUCGUCCAACGCACAACAUGUUGCCAAAACUAAAAAAGUUCAGAAAUCCAAAUACGAAUCACCCUCUGUUUAUACUCUAAUGCUUUCAGGCACUUUAGGUUCUGGUAAAACUACACUUUUCAGACAAUUCAGACUUGUUUUUCAAGAAGGUUUCAAUAGGUCUGAAAUUGAGAGAAUGAGAAUGUAUAUUAUUACCAAUUUACUACAAAGUUUUUCAUUAGGAGUUUCACUUUAUUUGAAUGAAGUUGAUGCUAUUAAGAAUGGUACAACUAAGGUUACGAGAGAAAAUCGUUUCAUGUUAGAUGAAACUUUAUACGAAAAGUUUAAAGAGUUUGAUUCUAGAGUUACUUCAUUACAAUCUAGAUAUACACUUUUUGAUAUUUCUAAAUUACCACAGAAGGAAUUUGUUGUUUCCAUGUGGGAGGAUACAGAUGUUAGAAAGGUUUUAAAUCGUUAUGCGUUAACAGACUCAAUGACAGAUGGCAUGGAUUAUUAUUUAAGGGAUCAUGGUGAUACGAGCGCUGUGAAACGAAUGUUUAAGAAACUGAGCGAAUAUGAGCCAUCAGUUGAAGACAUUAUUGGUUGUCGUUGUAAAACAACAGGUAUUACAUGUCUAGAUUAUGAUUAUCUAGGUAUGCCAUUUAGAGUUUAUGAUGUUGGUGGUGCCAGAACAGAAAGAAAGAAGUAUAAUAAUAUUUAUGCUGGAUUGACAGGCGUUUUAUAUACCACUUCACUGAUUGACUUUAGAAAGACUUGUUAUGAAGAUGAUUUUUCAAAUAGGAUGAUAGAAAGUAUUAACUUAUUUGAAGAACAAUGUAAUGGACCACUCAAAUAUUCACCAAUUUUCCUCAUUUUCACAAAGAUUGAUAUUUUGAGUGAAACCAUUAGCGAUGACAAAUCACUUUUUGACUUGUUUCCAGAUUUUAAUCAAUACCCAGUUCCUGAUCAAAAUAACUUUUUCACCAAUACUUCGAGUCAACUUAACCCUAACAAUAAUCCACAAAGGUAUCUUCUCGACAAGGAAGUACAAAUUUCACAGAAAGUUUUGAAAACUCUUUCUUUUAUUGAAUCUAAAUUUAAAGCAAAAGAUAAUCAUAAUCCAAAAAGAAUAUUCACAUUUUACAUGAAUGCACUUGAUACUAUUCAAUUCAAACAAUUAAUGGAAAUUAUUACAUCCACUAUUUAUCCAAUGUUUGCACACAAUCAAACUAAACCAAAUCUUUCAUGGAAAUUUAAAACCCAUAUUUUGGGAAAUGAAUAAAAUCUAACUUGAUAGUCU